Telopea speciosissima is the source of this 1544-nucleotide messenger RNA. Its product is annotated as S-adenosyl-L-methionine-dependent uroporphyrinogen III methyltransferase, chloroplastic-like. Gene Ontology annotation, molecular function: uroporphyrin-III C-methyltransferase activity. The record is from RefSeq and is a predicted model, not a curated record. Gene Ontology annotation, biological process: siroheme biosynthetic process. Lineage: Eukaryota; Viridiplantae; Streptophyta; Magnoliopsida; Proteales; Proteaceae. The coding region runs from base 106 to 1227 and encodes 373 amino acids. The transcript is spliced from 5 exons.
CGUUUUUCCCGUCUCUGCAUAGGUAUUAAUAUGUUCUUUCUUACUCUUUUAUGAUUCUUUGUCUGUUAAUUCUCUUCUUAAUUUCUCUGUCUUUGAUUUUCUAGUAUGGUUCUCGUCAAUCGACUCCCAUCUCUCUCCGCUUCUCAUUUCCAUUCUUCACUCCUCUCUAGAAAACCCCAUUCCAUUAAUCUUCAGAACCUCUCUUGCUCUUUGUCCAACAAACCUCACUCCUCGUCAUCAUCUUCUCCCUUCACAGAAAAACACUCCCUCGAGAGAUACCAAAGAGAUAGCUGGUUAUACAAAGACCCAUCUCUCAAUUUCUCUUGUUCUCUCCCAAUCGAUUCCAAUUCCACUCGAGAGAUCGACAUAGCCCUGCAACUUCCCGAGCUGAAGAAGCUACUUCAAGUUUUGAAAGAGAAACGAGAGAUUGAAGGGUCGAAUGAGAGAAAUAGAGGGCCUGGAAAUGUGUUCUUGGUCGGGACUGGGCCCGGAGAUCCGGAGCUAUUGACGCUGAAGGCGUUGAGAGUGAUUGAAAGUGCUGAUCUUUUGUUGUACGAUCGGUUAGUGUCCAAUGAUGUUUUGAACUUGGUCAGACCAGAUGCAAGGCUACUUUAUGUUGGCAAGACUGCUGGUUACCAUAGCCGAACUCAGGAAGAGAUCCAUGAGUUGCUUCUGAGUUUUGCAGAAGCCGGUGCUACUGUUGUUCGGCUAAAAGGAGGGGAUCCAUUGGUAUUUGGGAGGGGUGGAGAGGAGAUGGAUUUCUUGCAACAACAAGGGAUUCAAGUCAAGGUUAUUCCAGGCAUUACAGCUGCUUCAGGAAUAGCAGCAGAAUUGGGAAUUCCAUUGACCCAUCGGGGUGUUGCAAAUAGUGUUAGAUUUCUCACAGGGCACUCAAGGAAAGGAGGUACUGAUCCUCUGUAUGUGGCAGAGAAUGCAGCAGAUCCUGAUUCAACCUUGGUUAUAUACAUGGGCUUGUCCACUCUCCCAUCUCUUGCUCAGAAGUUGAUGCAUCAUGGUCUACCAUCUGAUACACCUGCUGCUGCAAUAGAACGAGGGACUACCCCUCAACAACAUGUGGUAUUUGCAGAACUUAAGGAUCUCAUCGAUGAAGUUACAUCAGCAAACUUGGUUUCUCCAACCCUAAUCAUCAUUGGGAAGGUUGUCGCACUCUCGCCGUUCUGGCCCCACUAUUCAAAAGAAGCAGCUAUUUUGGUGGAGACUCAGUAGUCAAGUUCAGGAUAUCCAAGAAAAGGAACAGUGGUAUUUAUGUUUGAAACACGGUUUUAACUGAGGCCUUCCAACUGCGGCGCUGUAAUCGGUGUCGUUACUUGCACAUCGUGGAGGCACAUUUGUCUGGGUUGUCUUCUACCUGGUUGAAUUGGAGCUAAGUGGAGCUGCUGUUGCAGCUGGAACUGGACAUGGUCUGGGAUUUUUGUUAUGGUGCCAAUGAGUGUGUUAUUGUCCACAUUGCAUCCAAUAAAUGGAAGGAAGAAUCCCAUGAACUCCAUUGAUAUGUGGAAAUUCCCUCCAGGUCUGCAACCAGG